Aspergillus brunneoviolaceus CBS 621.78 is the source of this 1180-nucleotide messenger RNA. RefSeq names its product ribosomal RNA processing 1 family protein. The transcript has 3 exons. Lineage: Eukaryota; Fungi; Ascomycota; Eurotiomycetes; Eurotiales; Aspergillaceae. Gene Ontology annotation, cellular component: preribosome, small subunit precursor; preribosome, large subunit precursor; nucleus. The coding region runs from base 149 to 1180 and encodes 343 amino acids. Gene Ontology annotation, biological process: rRNA processing. The record is from RefSeq and is a predicted model, not a curated record.
CUCCAAUCCUUGUCCACGCAGCCCACCAACUUUUCCAGUCAUCCUACAAUAAGAUCGUCACCAGUGGCCUACUCCCAGCAGACUCUCCCCUCAAAUCCACCCACACCCCCACUGCAAUCGCGCAUCCUCCCCCCGGAAACCUCCCACCAUGACGGACGUCGGCAAAACUCCUUUCAUAAAGGAGCUCGCAUCCAGCGACAAAAAACUCCGCGACAAAGCCACGAACUCCCUCACGCUGUUCCUGCGCGCCAAAACCGACCUCUCCAACCUCGACCUCCUCAAACUCUGGAAGGGACUUUUCUUCUGCUUCUACCACUCCGACCGCCCGCUCACGCAACAAGCCCUGGCGCGGACGCUCUCCUACAACCUCGUGCCGACGCUGCCGCGCCCCACGCUCCACAAGUUCCUGCGCGCCUUCUGGCUGACCAUCGGGCGGGACUUCCACUCGAUCGACCGCCUCCGGCUGGACAAGUACCUGUUCCUGAUCCGGUGUUACGUCGGGGUGGCGUUUGAGGUGUUUCUGAAGGGGAAUGGCACCAGCACCCAAUCCUCCGGGAACGAUGCCACUGCGGACGGGAAGAAGCGCAAGCGGGAGGAGGAAAGCACCAACAGCAGCAGCAACAAAAAGGGGGGUAAGAAGCGGAAGGGCAAGGGCCAACAGCAGCAGCAGCAGCAACCACAAGAAGAAGAGGAACAGCAACGAGACGGGGAGGUUGAUUUGGCAGCGCUGGAGUCCUACCUCGCCAUCUUGGAGGAGGGGCCGCUCUGCCCCCUCAAUUUCGACCCGGAUCAGCCCCCGGCCAACGAGGCGGAGGAUUUCAUCCCCAUGCCGCAUGGGCCGGAUGGGUUGCGGUACCAUGUGAUGGAUAUCUGGGUUGAUGAGUUGGAGAAGGUGCUGGAGUUUGAGGAGGUUACGACGGCGGGGGAGGAGGGGACGACGAUCAGAAAACCAAAGGGUCUGCAGGUGCCGCCGGAGUUGUUGUUGCGGCCGCUCGAGAGGUUGAGGAAGGAGAGUCCGUACAAGCCGGUGCGGGUGCGGGCGGCGGAGGUGUUGGAGGAUGAUCGGUUGGUUGAAUGGGGGUGGAAGGAGCGGAAGGUCGAAAGUGAUAGUGAUGAUGAGGAAGAGGAUGAUGAAGAGGAGGAUGAGGAUGCGGAAUGGGGUGGGUUUGGGGAUGAUUAG